Molecule: messenger RNA, 2991 nt
Organism: Cylindrotheca closterium
Lineage: Eukaryota; Bacillariophyta; Bacillariophyceae; Bacillariales; Bacillariaceae
Source: the annotation of a GenBank genome assembly
AUGGCCCUUCAAGAGCAAAUCGUUGAAACCAAAGGUGCUUUCGGACGCACCUCUUCCCUUUGCAGGAAGAAAGCGUUCGGUGGGACCAUCGUCGUUCUCAUUGUGGCAUUAGGAGCUAUCGUUUCCACUGUUUUGGCCGGGAAGAAAUCGUCCACAGUGCUUGCCGAUUCUAGAGCUAUCGAACGCGACUACGAUGAUUUCACCCAUGACAACGAUAAGAGAAAGUUGCCAGCUGGCAACAUUGAUGUGUCUAAGCAGUGGGAUAACUUUUUCAAGUCGGAAGAAGCUGAAGUUGCCUCGGUGCAAAGCUCGUCCGCUGAUCACGAUCUUACCCAAGCUCAGAGAAACUUGCGACCUGGCAAGUUUCCAACCCCUCCAGGUCUCGUUGUAGCCCCAGUGCACGCGCCGGUGCUGGCUCCAACACUUGGAACACGACCCCAAUUCAAGCCUGCUCCGCCCUCACGACCAACACUGCAGCCGACACCUAGACCUACAUCGGCUCCAACCCCUGGACCGACACCAAAUCCUACUCCUGAUCCUACGCCUGGCCCCACUCCCAAUCCGACACUGGGUACAAAGCCGUCUCGAAAUCCUACACCUGGACCGACACCAAAUCCUACACUAGGUACAAAGCCGUCUCGAAAUCCUACACCUGGACCGACACCAAAUCCAACACCUGGUACAAAGCCGUCUCCCGAUCCGACACCUGAACCGACACCAAAUCCUACUUCGGAUCCAACUACCGGCCCUACCGCAGCCCCCACACCUGUACCAACUACAGCUCCAACAGCAGCUCCGACCCGCGUACCAACAGCUGGACCCAGUCCAGACCCUACUUCAUUGCCAACAACUGGACCAACUGCUGCCCCAACCCGAGCACCAACUUCUGGACCAACGGCAGCUCCAACUUCCCCUCCAACUCGAGGCCCCACUGAAGGCCCUACCCCUGCUGCAACACAGGCGCCAACUCCUGGACCCACACCAAGCCCUACCACAGCACCUACACUUGUACCGACUACAUUACCCAGCGAAAGCCCGUCCUCGCGCCCUUCCUCUGGCCCUACGGUACCGCCCACGGCUGGACCAACUAAAGCUCCAACUAAAGCUCCAACUACAGCUCCAACUACAGCUCCAACUACAGCUCCAACUACAGCUCCAACAAAUGGACCAACAAAUGGACCGAGUCCCGACCCUACAUCAUUGCCCACAAGUGGACCAACGGUAGCUCUAACUCGAGCACCAACGAAUGGACCAACAUUAGCUCCAACCCGAACACCAACAUCUGGACCUAGUCCUGACCCUACUUCACUGCCCACAACAGGACCGACAACAGCACCAACAGCUGCAUCCACUCUAUCUCCGACUUCACAGCCAACAACGCCAUGUUUUCAAACCAACAGUGAGCUCUCUCGUGCAGUUGAUCGAUGGUUUCUGUCUUCUGAUUACAAGGCAUCAGUAGAGGCCCAAUAUGGAUUGAUCGGAGAAUGGUGUUUUGGUCCAGGUGUCACCAGCAUGAGAGACCUUUUCAGGGAUCGUUCUACUUUCAACGAGGAUAUUGGAGGUUGGGACGUCUCUUCUAUCACUGAUAUGGGAUUCAUGUUCUUGCGUGCAACUUCCUUCAACCAAAAUAUAGGAUCAUGGAAUGUGUCUUCUGUCACCAACAUGGAAUACAUCCUGAACCAGGUACCAUCCUUCGAUCAGCAGUUGUCAUCAUGGGAUGUGUCCUCUGUCACCACCAUGCAAGCCGCCUUUGCUUAUUCACAUUCCUUCAAUGGCGAUAUUUCAUCCUGGGAUGUGUCUUCCGUCCGAAAUAUGUUUGGAAUGUUUUAUGGAACAUCAUCUUUCAAUCAGAAUAUCUCACCUUGGAAUGUUUCCGCUGUUACAAACAUGGGGCGGAUGUUCAUAAGCGCAAAAUCCUUCAAUCAAGACAUCUCCAAUUGGGAUGUGUCCUCUGUCUCUAACAUGUAUGGAAUCUUCAGUGGUGCAUCCGCAUUGAAUCAGAAUCUUUGUCCAUGGGGCUUGCGCCUUCCAAGCAAUGCUGAAGUUAACGAUAUGUUUCCAAGCGCCAACAGCUGCCCAUCACGAUCCAGUCCAAACCUCUCCCGGAAUCCACCAAGUCCCUUUUGCCACGUUUGUCUUCUACCUCCGCCAGAGCCUUAUUUUCAAACCAACAUUGAGCUUUCUGUUGCGGUUGAUAGAUGGUUUCAGUCAUCUGAAUUGAAGGCAUCAGUCGAGGCCCAAUAUGGCCCGAUCGGAGAAUGGAUUUUCAGUCCAGAGGUCACAAGCAUGUUCGCGCUAUUCAGGGACCGUUCUUCUUUCAACGAGGAUAUUAGCAAGUGGGAUGUCUCUUCCAUCACUGACAUGAGAUACCUGUUCGAUCAUGCAUCAUCCUUCAAUCAAGACUUGUCUUUAUGGGACGUUUCUUCAGUCACUGACAUGACGUACAUGUUCAGAACGGCAACUUCCUUCGACGGAGACGUGUCACCAUGGGACGUUUCAUCCGUUACUAAUAUGCAUGGAAUGUUCUCUGAAGCAACUUCCUUCAACCAAGAUCUAUCAGCAUGGGACGUUUCUUCUGUUACCAACAUGAAUUGGAUGUUUCGCACUGCAUCAAGUUUCAAUCAAGACUUGUCAUUAUGGGACGUUUCUUCCGUCAUCAGCAUGGGUAGCACGUUCUCCUGGGCUUCUUCCUUCAACGGAGACGUAACAUCAUGGGAUGUCUCUUCUGUGCUAUAUAUGAAUUGGAUGUUCAGCAACGCAAGAGCUUUCAAUCAAGAUUUGUCGACAUGGGAGAUUUCUUCUGUCGCAGAUAUUUCGUACAUGUUCCAUGAAGCAGAAUCCUUCAAUCAGGAUCUUUGUCCUUGGGGCUUGCGCAUUCCUAGCAGUGCCGAUGUUGACAAAGCGUUUUUCGGCGCAUCCAACUGCCCAUCGCCAUCCGAUCCAAACCUCUCUGCGAAUCUGCCAGGCCCCUUUUGCCACGUUUGUGUAUAG